CUAACCUAAAAAAUCCAAGUCUCAAAAAUCAACAAACAGAACAUUUUCAGGCAAAAUAAUAACUGUAAUAAUUGAAAAUGUCCUUGUUUUUUACUCAUGAACAAGUGAGUUUAGAAAAAAAUGUAGACACUAAAGUCAUAAUUGAGAAUGAACCAGAAAAAAUUCGAGGUCUGUAUGAAAUUGAUCGAUGUGUAUCAUGGAUCAAAACGAAUAAUUUCAGACGAGUCUGUUUACAAUUUCCUGAUCACUUGUUACCUGAUUCUGUAGAAGUGGUAUUCAAAUUACAAGAAGCGCUAGAUCAACCUGUUUAUUUAAUGGGUGACACUGCUUAUGAAAGUUGUUGUCUAGAUUUCAUCGCUGCUGGACAUAUUGAAGCCGAUGCUCUUAUUCAUUUUGGAUCUAUAUGCUUUUCACAAAGUGCUAAAAAACUGCCCUAUUUGAACAUAUAUGAGAAACAUGAUAUUGACAUCAAGCAUUUGGUGAAAUCUAUUGAAACAUUUUUAGCUGGAAAAGAUAAGACUGAAAUUUAUUUAUUGGUGGAUACACCAUUCAUUCAUGUUUUAGAUUCUAUCCAAGAAUAUGUACCCAAAAACAGUAACGUAAAUGUCUUAAGACUUGAUAUGGAUAUUGACUAUUCCAAAACUGGAUUUUAUAUAUUUAUUGGAAAUAAUAGCCGAAAGAUGGAAAAUAUAAUAUUUUCAUUGGAUGAGCAAAACCUUUACCAGUAUGAUCCCUCAGCAUCGAGUGAAAUAGUGAAUUUCAAAGAAAACCCUGCAAUACUGAAGAGAAGGUAUUAUUUGUCAGAAAAAAUUAAAGAUAGUCAAACAUUUGGCAUAGUCAUGGGAACUCUAGCAGUGGAUAACUAUUUGAAAGUUCUCAGCAGGAUGAAGAAGUUGCUCAAGUUGAACAAAAAAAAGUUUUAUGUAUUGAGUGUUGGAAAAAUUUCAGUUGCCAAAUUGGCAAAUUUUCCUGAGAUGGAUGUUUUUAUAGUCAUAACAUGUGCGAUGAAUGAGGUAUAUGACAGUAAAGAAUUCUACAAGCCAAUAGUCACCCCAUUUGAUGUGGAGAAAGCUUUUAAUCCUGAAUCGCAAAGUUUGAAGUUCACUUACGAUUACAACAGUUUUCUUAAAAGUGUUUCCGAUAGCUGUGAAAUCAAGCCAUUAGAUGAGCCUGAUGUUAGUUUGUUGACUGGAAGAAUGAGGUCAAAUCAGAGUGAAGAUUCAGAAGGAACAACCGCGGAAGAAAACAAUGAAAUAUCGUUGAAAUCCAACGGUGUUUUGGUUGAAAAUUCAAAGUUUGGUGCGGGAUAUCUUGCCAACAGGAGUUGGACAGGACUUGAGCAGAAUCUGGGACAAACUGAAAUCCAGUUAGCUAAGGAAGGAAGGAGAGGAAUUGCCCAGUUUUAUUCUAAUGAAAUCGCAGGGGAGGAAAAUUCGUGAAAGAAUUGAAAUAUUCCGACAAGCAUAUAGAAAGCUAGGGGGUAUUUAGAGCUAGAAAGGAAGGUUUACAACAUUUUCCUCUCAUAUUUUUUUAAAUAUUCAAUGAUUAAUGUGUUAUGUUGAGCUCCUAGCUUAAAAAAAGCUACAUUAUUUUUCAGGAAAAUAUUCAUAUCUCACUGAGACUUUACACCUAAGCACAGAGUUGAUAAAUGUAUUUUAUUUAUUGCAAUACUUGUUGACGUUAAUAAAAAACUCAAAAUGCUA
Messenger RNA from Coccinella septempunctata (seven-spotted ladybird), 1703 nucleotides. It is a transcript of the gene Dph2, whose product is annotated as 2-(3-amino-3-carboxypropyl)histidine synthase subunit 2. Gene Ontology annotation, molecular function: 2-(3-amino-3-carboxypropyl)histidine synthase activity. NCBI's taxonomy places the organism in Eukaryota, Metazoa, Arthropoda, Insecta, Coleoptera, Coccinellidae. Bases 78 to 1439 code for a protein of 453 amino acids. Gene Ontology annotation, biological process: protein histidyl modification to diphthamide. The transcript is spliced from 7 exons. The record is from RefSeq and is a predicted model, not a curated record.